Exophiala xenobiotica is the source of this 1884-nucleotide messenger RNA. RefSeq lists its product as uncharacterized. The coding region runs from base 1 to 1884 and encodes 627 amino acids. The record is from RefSeq and is a predicted model, not a curated record. The transcript has a single exon. NCBI's taxonomy places the organism in Eukaryota, Fungi, Ascomycota, Eurotiomycetes, Chaetothyriales, Herpotrichiellaceae.
AUGCUGCGCGCAUUUGACAUGCCGCUGGACCUAGCACCCUUCUUACGCUUCACUGCCACCAAUAUAUUCUUCCUCGAGAAUAAGGACCAUCAGCUAGGUUGGUCAAAGAUCGAAAUCAAGGCCAAGGUAGAUUCCUUGCUCGCCAAUCUCCAGCCCUUUCUAGUCGACGAGAAGACUAUUCGAGAUGCUUUCAUAGAGCAGGAGUUACAGCGAGAUACUCGUCCCGUUCACUUGUGCGAAGAUGGAAAACGACGCCAUCCGUUGACACCUUCUCUUGAUGCCUUUACCGCGGUUUUCCCUGGAGCAGACGGCAGGACUGCUUACCAUCAUGAAGAUAACAUCGUUCCAUGCUGCGAUGCCGUCAACCGCAUCAUGCGUCAUUAUGAGAAGCCACUUUUGCGAGCUAUGUCGACAAUGGUCCUUGCCACAGGGGAUGAUUCAAUUGAUCGUCGUCUGUACGAGCGAGCCUUGUUGCUUUGGCGGGACUGUCUGAAGAACAGCUACGAGAUGGGCACCUUUUCCGAAGUAAAACACAAUCAGCGAAUCAACAAACCUCUCCCGGCAAACAUGCCCGCAAUUAUGGAAGCAUUACGCAGCGGUAAACCGCUUUUACCACGAACGACGAAGCCAAGCACAGUGUUUCGGAUGACCAAAAAGGGUUUGGUGGAGAACCCCCCUCUUAACUGGAAAUUCCCUGACCACGGAUACAUCAUGAAGAACAUUUUCUCCGCCGCCGGAGAAUAUGGCCUUGACAACGAAGAACUCCGGAGACUGUGGCUGCGGAACGAUACCUUUUGCCCCUUUGCCUUGGACUCCGUGUUGCCUGACGACUACAACGAUGGUACAGUCUGGGACAUCUUCUAUGCCAAGUUUCAGCUCAUGAGGAACCACUGUGAUUGGCGCGAGAAGGACAAUCCGCACCGCGAGAGUGCUGAAAUAGGAGAACUCAUGAUCGCCGUGGCUCACUUGUGGUUCCAAAAUAUCAGACGAGACCUCCAUCAUGGUGUGCCUAUCGAUCGUUGUGGUCGUGACGAGCUUGGCUUAAUCCCACAUCCAACAAUUAGGUGGCUUCUCUCGUGCUCUGUUGGACAUCGCCAUCACUCCGCAGCGAUGACCCUUGGCAUUUCGAACUGGGAUCCUGCCGGAGGCAUCUUGUGUUCGUUCGACUAUGACAAAUGCAAUAUCUGCUGGGAGACAUGUGCUUGCAAUUAUGUCAAGUUUUGUUACAAUGAGAAGUAUUAUCCGGUCAUUUUUGGCUUGUUACAGAAGGUUCGCAAGCAGUCACUCGCAGGAAUUGCCCCUUCAUUUCACCUGGCCGAGCUUCCCAACCGCGAACUGGAGACAGAGUACCUACCAACCCUGGAAAUCGUCGAGCUAGGUGAUGAAGGCCCAGAGGAGUAUGUGGAUGUUAUUGACAUUGAACCCGCGUUCGUUGCAGUACAUGAAGACGAGUCGUAUCAAAUUGACUCAUCCGCGCUCGAUACACAUUCUGAGCUUCUCAUAGAUGUCAACGCUGAAGACAUCGGGUUUGUUCCGGGAUACACUGAUCUACGUGAUUACGGACUUGACGGAAGUGACCAACAACAAAUCCUGGAUGAAAUCGCAGACGCUCCCGCCGCCCAGGGAUUGGAUGUAGAAGCAUUCCAAGCGCUGACGGACGAGGCCACUGCACACAUCGACCCAGAGGCGCCUGGCAGUUCUGGCUUUGCACGGGUGCUGAAUAUUCUCAGACAAUACUACAAGACCGACGGCUCCUAUGAGUAUGCGAGAAUAGCGAAUAGCCUUCUCCAACAUCUUGGAAUGCACCAACAUACGAUGUUGCAGUCAGCGCACGGGACGAGCUUCUGGACACUAUUUCAACGGCCAUGUCAUCCGCAGAGCUAG